This is a messenger RNA of Macadamia integrifolia, 918 nucleotides long. RefSeq names its product GATA zinc finger domain-containing protein 11-like. Gene Ontology annotation, molecular function: sequence-specific DNA binding; zinc ion binding; DNA-binding transcription factor activity. The transcript is spliced from 4 exons. The record is from RefSeq and is a predicted model, not a curated record. Lineage: Eukaryota; Viridiplantae; Streptophyta; Magnoliopsida; Proteales; Proteaceae. Gene Ontology annotation, biological process: flower development; regulation of DNA-templated transcription. The coding region runs from base 27 to 764 and encodes 245 amino acids.
GCUUCUUCAAUAUACAGGUAGCAGAGAUGGUGUUCAAAGAAUCUACUCUGAACUUGUUGAGGAAGAAGAUGAUCUAUAUAAUGCAAAUCGAGCUCAUGAUGAAAGAUAGGACAAACGAACCGAAGGAACAAGAUCUCAUUAGUAGACUUGGAAAAUCAGAUGACGGAAAUGGUGGGAACAUGAUAGAUUGUUCUCUCUCGUUUGGUAUGAAGCUCGAUAACAACCCAACUCCAACUAAUCCCUCCACUGCUAACAUCUAUGGCCCCUUUCCUAUCCCUACACAGGUAAGGAACAAACAACAUGGAGAUCAGAUAACCAAAGCAAGAGCUUUUCAGACUUGGGUUAUUCCUAGCACUGAUCACCAUGUCGCCCCCACCACCAACAACAAGAACACUACAGGGUUCAUCGAUUUCUUAGGUGAAACCCCUGUAAUGUCAUCUGUUCCUCCUCGUCGAUGUAUGAUCCCCAUACUUGCAAUGCGAUAUGCUAGAGAAGAUCUAAGUUUGGCACCUCCGCAAUCUAUUGGUGAAAACCCAUUUCAAAGAGGCAUGGUGGCUAACCUGAAUCCCGGCAGUGGCUAUGGAAAUGGAAACAAAGUAUGUACCAUCUGUAAGAGGGGCGAUACACUGCUCUGGCGUGGCGGACCUCGUGGCCUCAGGGCUCUUUGUAAUGCCUGCGGAAUUCAUUUCCAGAAGCUGCAAAAGAGAGUUCAGUGGAGCAAUGAGGCCUUCCCCAAACCCAGAAAUGUUAUUAGGAAACCAUAAUAAGUACAGGGAUGGUGAUGGUGGGGAUAAUGUUGUUUGGAGAAUAAAGUUUAUUCAUAUACUGCAUUAUAUGACGAACUAUUUCUUUUUUUUGUAGAACAUGAUAUGAUGAACCAUACCAACUUAUUAACCCUUUAAUGUCUUGGACUCUCUC